Molecule: messenger RNA, 1719 nt
Organism: Adineta ricciae
Lineage: Eukaryota; Metazoa; Rotifera; Eurotatoria; Adinetida; Adinetidae
Source: the annotation of a GenBank genome assembly
AUGAACUUCGCACUCCGUAAUCCAUUUGAGCUAUUUCAACCGUUACCAAACAUUGAAAUAUCCACUACAUUGCGUCGAUUAGAUAUUCGUAUUGAUAAAAAUGUUCCAAAUCGCGUUCAGCAUAUUACUGCAAUUUUGAAUAGUUUGUAUCAGUCUACAUAUACUGUAACUCAAAUCGAUGUUCGUCUCGCUAAUUGGAACAUCAUUUUACCCAUGAUAAAAGAUGAAAUUGCUGGAAAACUAGACCAUGAAAUUGAUACGGCGGUCAAAAACUAUUGUAAACAGAAUAGUCAAAAUCAUGUUGUUUCAUUGUUACAUAGCUAUAUUCCGACAAUUACAAACUGUCUCAACAUAGCAUGUAACAGAACAUCACUAAAUUCUCCAUGCCCUUAUCAAGAUGUCAGUAUUUUUCGAUGGGGAAAAGAAUCUGAAAAAGGCACCUUAUUCUAUAAGUUGUGUCCAUCGUGUAAGGCUAAGUAUCAUUAUAACUGCAUCGUUCUGACAAAUGGAACAAAAUUUUUACAUAUAGAAGAGAAUGCAGAAGUUGUUGUCCUUUUUUCCAAUGUAGGUUAUGAAAAAAACAUACUUCAUCAACUUGAUGCUGAUAUUUUAUUUAAGCAUUCUGGCUUCUCAAACUUUGUUAAUGCAUAUAACUUUAUGUGUCAAAAAAAUGGUUGUAGAGACACUAGACUUAUGGAUAGAUUUCAUAUAGAAAAGACAUGGUUUAUCUGGAGUUUAGGUCACUUUUUCCGCGAAGUUAAUAUUUAUAUACGAGUACCGACGGGCACAGAUUUUCAAUCUGCGCUGUUGCAAAUUCAACCAGAUUUGAAAAAAUUGUUUGCCCAGAAGUGGGCACGUAAAAACCAUGAAACAUAUUGCGGACCUAAUUGUUGUGCCACUGUAGUCCUAGAUGGCCAUCAAAAGGCAACACGUCGUGUUUGUAGAGUUAAGAACUUGACUGUUCCGUGCGAAGACGAUUCUCUUCCAUCUGUGAAAGUUGGCUGUUCAGCUACACCUGCUUUUAAGAGUAAAGUAUGUGAAGCACACAAAAGUGACAACAAUAAUGAUGACGAACAUCCCGUUAGCCAUGAACACCAUAAGCGAAAGCGGCACAAUUUAAGAGCCAAUAAAAAUUGCCGACCAUUAGUGUUCUCGUUACGUUGUAAAACUCUUAAAUCACUUCAAUAUAAAAGAAUUCUUCAUAGAACAUCAGGAAUUAUAGCUGCUGCAUAUAAUUGUGGAUUUAUUUGUAGUAUUUCCGAACUUUUUGGUAGUGAAUCCAUUAAACAAGUAUAUAAUUUUCUUGUUUAUAUGAUGAAAAAUUGCGAACAUGUUCCUGACGUCUUAAUCUAUGAUGAUGCAUGUCAUCUGAAACGCUUUGUUCAAAAUAAAAAUAAUUUUAUUCAGGAAACUCCAGCUAAUCAGAGAAUAUCUCAGUUACAAAUCUUUUGCGAUAAACUUCAUUAUCGUAACCAUACGGAUCCAUGGUGUCGAAAGCAUACAAAUCCUCGCAAACAUCCUAUAGCUAACUCAACAAAUACAGAGGUUUGUGAGCAGAUUUUCAGUUGGUUAGCACAAUAUAAAAAUAUUGUCCGUGGUUUCGAUGAAUCCACAUUCUUGACUUACAUUUGUCUAAUAUGUGAUUUAUACAAUACAAAUAAGUUGGCAAAUAUUCGAAAAAAGCAUGAAAUAAAAAUACUUCCUAUGAGAUUAGAUUAA